UGCAUUAUAAUUAGCUCUGAGAGCUGGUGGCUGUUUUUCAACCAGUUUUUGUUUUCUUUAGGAAGAGAACAAGAAGAAGAAGAAUCAGGCAGAAGAACACACAUUUGAAAAGUCUGAGCUGUUUCAAAAAAGAAGCAGAAAGAAAAAAAGGAGGAAGAAGCCUGGAGGAACACAAGGCAGCGAUGGACCGCAGAGUGGCUCAGUCUGACCCUGGGGUGGCCUGGAUUCACACACUGCUGCUGGCCACCAUCCAGCACACACACUAGGCUGCCAACGCCAGUGAGAUGUCUUCCAACACACAGGUUCGGGUCCACAUUUGCCCAGCUCCCAUGUAUUUGUUCAGACAUGCUCCCUGGUUAUGGAUUCUCACCUUUUCCUGAUUUUCAACUCCACCUUCACGCUUUUUGCUGCCGAGCAGAGAGUCCCAGUAUGUGGAUCCCUGGCUCAGGAGAGUCCCAGACUCUGAGCGAGGCCCAGGAGGAUAGGCCUCUCCUCCAUUCAUGCCAACACAAGCAUGUUGCUGUGUGCCAGCAGGAAACAUUGGCUUUUAUCGAGCUGCAGCCACCAGUGACUCCUAAACUAAACAGUCUUGGCUCUCCGAGAUCAACUGAUGCACAAUGCACGACACACUUCCCACCACUGAAUGGUUUUAGACACACUCUAAAUGAACUGAAUGAAAUGCAGAACGGCUGCCACAGGACAGACAGUGAACACAAAACAGCAGUGAAUUUGAACUCUCAUACAUCUGCGGGUGACGGAGACCUUGAAUGCCAUGAUGACUUCAGGACUUCUUUGCAGGAGCAAACUGAAAAGUCACGAAUUGUUACAACAGUAUGUCGUCCUCUACACGCAGCCCUUAGCCUCCCUCUGUCGUUCCCUCUGUCCUCUCUAUACACAAACAGAGACUCCUGGGAAUCUCAGUUGCCUUGCUCACCAUGCUCAUCUGAAGGUGCUGGGUGUCAGAGCCCUGACUCCUGCCAGCCACAAAGGAGAACAUCACAGCAUUCACUGAAAGAGAAGUCUAUCCGGCGAAAGAUGCAGGUUUAUUCCCCAGACAGCCUGAGUGAUGAAUCUCUCAGCAGCCCAAUUGCAGACUACAUCUUCCCUGGACCUUUUGCAUCUUUCCUGGAGGAGGAACUCAGUGGAUUAUCUUCCCUGGAGGCCAUUUCAAGUCCUUCAUCCACAGACGGUGUUACAGACCUCCCAAACCUCAGUGGAGGUGAUAUUUUCAGUCUACCUGCAGAACCACUGCACAUAAUUGAGCACUCAGUAACAGGAGUGGAGGAAAAUGACGGGAGUAGGGAGAUGUCAAAUGCCACUGGGGGGAGCUUUAUGUUGCGUGGCCGUCAAGGGGACCAAGAGCGACGGCGCUUCUCAGCUUCAGAGCUGAUAUCUAGACUGCAGCUCUCCCAAAAGAAGAACUCCUUCACUCUGAAGCUGGGCAAAUCGCUGUCUGCACGCGUAGCCUCCAGAGACAGACAGAGCUCCAAUAGCCUCAGCUCCAGCCCGGACUGUAAGUCUAACUCCAAGCAGCGCAGCUCUGGAGGCUCUAGUGAUAGCGCCCCCCACAGUCCUGUAGAACCUGUGCCACCUCUGCCCAGCAGUGACAAUGGGAUGCCUUUGCAUCGGUGGAGCUCAAAACUGGGAUUGCGAAAGAAAUCCAUAGAGGAAGACUUAGGCACAGUUCCAUCUGUUGCUUGCACCAAUCGCUUAUCACGGUUUUUGCCAAGUUCAAUUCUGUACCAGGAAUACAGCGAUGUUGCCAUCAACAGAGAGAUCCAGAGGCAACAGGGGAAGGAGCCAGGCACAGAGGAGGAGGGGCUCAGGGACGAGGGCUCAGACUGGACCCCGUCUCCAUCUAAUCUGUCUCCAUCCAGCUCCUUCCGUUCCUCACAAGGCUCUGCUUUUGCACUGUGGCAAGACAUACCCGAUGUGCGAACCAGCGGUCAGCUCGACAACUUCAGCAACGAGGAGAGAAAGUUGCAGGAGGCAAAGUUUGAGCUGGUGACUUCUGAAGCAUCGUACAUUCGUAGUUUGACGAUUGCGGUGGACCACUUCAUGUUGUCGCAGGAGCUCUCUGAGUGUCUGGGAGCUCAAGAGAAGCAGUGGCUCUUCUCCAAGCUGCCUGAAGUCAAAGAUGUCAGUGAGAGGUUUCUGCAGGACCUGGAGCACAGGUUGGAAGAAGACAUUCUGCGUUUUGAUGUGUGUGACAUCGUUCUGGAUCACUGCCCGGCUCUGCGCAGGGUGUACUUACCUUAUGUAACCAACCAAGCAUACCAAGAGCAGACAUACCAACGUUUGCUACACGACAGCCCUCGUUUCCCUGGCAUCCUGGCUCGUUUGGAGGAGGACCCCAUCUGCCAAAGACUUCCUCUGACCUCUUUUCUAAUCCUUCCGUUUCAGAGGAUCACACGGCUUAAAAUGCUGGUGGAGAAUAUCUUAAAGAAGACGACGCCAGGCUCUCGAGAUGAGGACACUGCCACGAAAGCUUUCAAUGAGCUAAAAAAGAUCAUCAAAGAAUGUAACUCCAGUGUGCAGUCAAUGAAGAGGAUGGAGGAACUUAUUCAUCUCAAUAAGAAAAUUCAUUUUGAGGGAAAGAUCUUUCCUCUGAUCUCUCAGUCCCGCUGGCUGGUAAAACACGGUGAACUCCUGGAAGUGGACACUCAGAUGAUGAGUAUUUCUGGAUCAAAGCUCAAGCUACCCACCAAGCCUGUGUAUCUCCAUCUGUUCAAUGACUGUCUGCUGCUGUCCAGGAGGAAGGAUACAUGGAAGUUUAUGGUGUUCGUGCAUGCCAAGAUAGGAGAACUGAAAGUGAAGGAUCUCAGUCAGAAGCUGCUGGGCGUCUCGGGCUUCAUCUUUCACCUGCAGCUGUGUGAAGGCCAGCAGCUCAAGCACCACAUCCUGCUCAAAUCACACACUGAGAGUGGGAAGCAGAGAUGGAUCACAGCAAUGUUUCCAUCCAACCCACUUGAAGACAUCGAGCAAGCAAAUGAGAAUGACGAUAUAUCCCAGGUUCAGUGCAUCAAAAGCUACCAGGCCCAAGAGCAUGAUGAGCUAACACUUGAAAAGGCCGACAUUCUUCACGCUAAGACCAUUACAAGUGAUGGUUGGGUGGAAGGCAUCAGACUGUCCGAUGGGGAACGGGGCUGGUUCCCCAAAACCUAUGUGGAGGAGAUCACAAGCCGCAGCGCGCGCCUGCGCAACCUCAGAGAAAAUAUGCGCAUUAAAUGUGUGACACAGAAACUGAAGGGGUAGGACUAACCAACUGUACUGCAUCUUGUUGUGUGUCAAAGGUACAGGUCAGUGCCUAAAUGACAUUUUGAAGCUUCUGGAUCACUGUUAAAAUUUUAGAUGGCUGUGGGACUUUGGUAUACUAUGAGGGGACUAAUACAAGCCAACGCAUUUAUUUACUUCCUUUCCUUGCUCUCUUUACUGCAGUCUGUGUACUUGGCAACCAAAGGAUUUUCAUUUUGAAAUAAGAAAACCAAAGUCGGGAAAUGGACUGUUUCCCAGUUGCCAUUUAGAAAUAGGGAAACAAAAAAGUGACCAACUGGUCAUUUUUCAUUGUAACAGAAAACCACAGAAAACAAAACAAACAGUCGUUAUCUGGUUUAGUUUAAUAUGUUUAUAAAUGGAACUCAGGAAUUAAAGUAGCCUACAUGCAUUCACUCUCUCCCUUGCUCAGCCACAUCCAUGCUUUCUCUCUCAGCAGGCAGUGAAAUCUGGGUGCAAUUUUCCACUCCACUAAGAGAGAAAGAGAGAGCAAUUUUAUUUUUUAGCAAGAAUAGAACAGUGAAUCAAAGUGAUAAAAUGUUAUUUUCUGAUUGUAUCCUGGUGGUUAUGUUCUAUAGCACAAAUAAAGACAGCUACAACUCUGCACAACCCUGUGAGGUAGGAUCUUGUGUGAUGCACAAAGCACACACUUCAUCCUCCUGUCUGUCCUGCUGGGGCCUCUGACCUGCACUUUGUGUGUAUGUAGCUAAGCUCCGUCCUCAGUCAAACAGACAGGCCCACAGAUCUGAAAUUGAAUGCAUGUAGGCUACUUUAAUUCCCAGU
This is a messenger RNA of Monopterus albus (swamp eel), 4056 nucleotides long. RefSeq names its product Rho guanine nucleotide exchange factor (GEF) 19 (gene arhgef19). The record is from RefSeq and is a predicted model, not a curated record. Gene Ontology annotation, molecular function: protein binding; guanyl-nucleotide exchange factor activity. Gene Ontology annotation, biological process: activation of GTPase activity; regulation of actin cytoskeleton organization. Bases 346 to 3255 code for a protein of 969 amino acids. The transcript has 17 exons. Lineage: Eukaryota; Metazoa; Chordata; Actinopteri; Synbranchiformes; Synbranchidae.